GGAAAAAACGUGUCCAUGUCUCUCCCACUCGCCAAGACCGCGAGGUCCUUAAACGCGGGCGCAGCUGUCCCCAUAGAGGCUUGCUGUGCCGAUGGACACCUGAUGGCCACUCAGCACCGGGCCUGCUCCCUGCCCUACGCUUCGGAGUCCAAGGAAUGCAGGAUGGUCCAGGAGCAGUGCUGCCACAACCAGCUGGAGGAGCUGCACUGCGCCACCGGGAUCAACCUGGCCAACGAGCAGGACAGCUGCACCGUGCCCCAGGGCAACGCCAGCCUCGAGGCCGUGUUUGUGAAGAGAUGUUGCCAUUGCUGCCUGCUGGGGAGGGUGGCCCAGGCCCGGGGCCAGAGCUGCGAGUACAACCUUAUGGUCGGUUACCAGUGUGGCCUGGUCUUCCGGGCCUGCUGCGUCAAGGGCCAGGAGACCACAGACUUCGCCCCCUCGGACAAUGGGGACCUUCAGGAAACAGCUAAGGUUUCCGACAUGGAGGAAGAGCAGGAGGACCCGUACCUGAACGACCGCUGCCGAGGCGGCGGGCCCUGUAAGCAGCAGUGCCGGGACACCGGUGAGGAGGUCGUCUGCUCUUGCUUUGUGGGCUACCAGCUGCAGCCCGAUGGUGUCUCCUGUGAAGAUGUCAAUGAAUGCAUCACUGGCAUCCACAAUUGCCGGCUCGGAGAGUCCUGCAUCAAUACCGUGGGCUCUUUCCGCUGCCAGAGAGACAGCAGCUGCGGGACUGGCUAUGAGCUCACAGACAACAAUGACUGCAAAGAUAUCAAUGAGUGUUUGAGUGUCAGCCCCUCGUGCCCUGUGGGGCACACGUGCAUUAACACGGAGGGUUCCUAUACGUGCCAGAAGAACGUGCCCAACUGUGGCCGUGGCUACCACCUCAACGAGGAGGGAACCCGCUGUGUGGAUGUGGAUGAGUGUGCGCCCCCCGCUGAGCCCUGCGGGCCAGGGCACCUCUGCCUGAACUCCCCAGGAAGUUUCCGCUGCGAGUGCAAGGCUGGGUUCUAUUUUGACGGCAUCAGCAGGACAUGUGUGGACAUCAACGAGUGCCGCCGCUACCCCGGGCGCCUGUGCGGCCACAAGUGCGAGAACACGCUGGGCUCCUACCACUGCAGCUGCUCCGUGGGCUUCCGGCUCGCGGCCGACGGCCGCUCCUGCGAAGACGUGAACGAAUGCAGCAGCAGCCCCUGCAGCCAGGAGUGCGCCAACGUCUACGGCUCCUACCAGUGCUACUGCCGCCGCGGCUACCAGCUCAGCGACGUGGACGGGGUCACCUGCGAAGACAUCGACGAGUGUGCCUUGCCCACCGGGGGCCACAUCUGCUCUUACCGCUGCAUCAACUUCCUUGGAAGCUUCCAGUGCAGCUGUCCCUCGUCCGGAUACAGGCUGGCCCCCAAUGGACGCAACUGCCAAGACAUUGACGAGUGUGUGACCGGCAUUCACAACUGCUCCAUCAAUGAGACCUGCUUCAACAUCCAGGGCGGCUUCCGCUGCUUGGCCUUCGAGUGUCCGGAGAAUUACCGCCGCUCCGCAGACACGCCCCGCCAGGAAAAGACAGACACCAUCCGCUGCAUCAAGUCCUGCCGCCCCAACGACGUCACCUGCAUGCUGGACCUGGUGCACACCAUCUCCCACACUGUCGUCUCCCUGCCCACCUUCCGCGAGUUCGCCCACCCGGAAGAGAUCAUCUUCCUCCGCGCCAUCACGCCAGCGUAUCCUGACAACCACGCGGACUUCAUCUUCGACAUAACAGAAGGGAACCUGCGGGACUCCUUCGACAUCGUCAAGCGCUACAUGGACGGCAUGACUGUGGGUGUUGUGCGCCAAGUGCGGCCCAUCGUGGGCCCAUUUCACGCUGUCCUGAAGCUAGAGAUGAACUACGUGGUCAGGGGCGUGGUGUCCCACCGAAAUAUCGUCAAUGUCCACAUCUUUGUCUCUGAGUACUGGUUCUGAGGGCUGGUCUGUGGCACAGCCAAGUCUGCAUCUUCAGGCCAAGUCAUUGCUGCCAACAACUGUGCCCCCUGUCCCUGUUUGUACCACCCAGACAUUUCUUGAUUUUAUAUAUUUGUAGUGUUAGGCUGACAUGUAUUAAGCUGGGCCAGGUGAAUAAGUCCAUCUGAUGUAUUUUGGUGUUGCAAUGAGUCCAAUUACUCAACUUUUUAAAUGCAAACACAUUUUACUGCCUGUGGGCAAGGCAUUGCUAAGGACCAAGGAAAGAAAGGACAUUUUUCAGGGGGCAGUUACUCAUAAUGCCAAGAAAAGACCCAUUUUUGCCCUGAUUGUAUGAAGUUUAACAUCAGGUACUUUUUGCCAAUCAGGUUGUGUUUGCCCAGUUCCAGGGACACAGCUGCCGUAGUCUAGCAGAUAUGAUAAAUCCUGCCCAGAAGCAGCAUGACAUAAUGCCUCCAGGGAUACUCAGAAGUAAAUUGCUAUUCUGUUGAAACAGGAAAACCCCGUUGUAAAGACACAGCCUGUCCAGUCUGUGUGGCCCCAGUAUGUUCACCAGGGGAAUGGCAGGGUUUUCUCUGCUCCCUGCAUCCGUCUCCUCUUACCAUAGGUGGAAAAAUAAACAGCUUUGUGAUUCUC
Molecule: messenger RNA, 2589 nt
Organism: Miniopterus natalensis
Lineage: Eukaryota; Metazoa; Chordata; Mammalia; Chiroptera; Miniopteridae
Source: RefSeq, a predicted model, not a curated record